Messenger RNA from Caenorhabditis elegans, 1620 nucleotides. RefSeq names its product Acyl-CoA synthetase family member 2, mitochondrial (gene pkal-1). Bases 56 to 1549 code for a protein of 497 amino acids. NCBI's taxonomy places the organism in Eukaryota, Metazoa, Nematoda, Chromadorea, Rhabditida, Rhabditidae. The record is from RefSeq and is marked reviewed. Gene Ontology annotation, cellular component: peroxisome. The transcript has 11 exons.
AAAAGGCAAUUGCAAACAUUCUUCAUUCCUGAACUGUCACAGUUUCUUCUCUACGAUGGCGAAAUAUUAUCCAGAAACUCUUUUUCAUGACCUUAUUUUAGAAAAUGUGGUAAAAUUUGGCAUACGUCAGGCACUUGUUCAUGAUAAUCAAGUUAUCACUUUUGAAGAAAUCCCUCAACUGGUUUCCAAACUGGUUUACAAAUUGCUAGAGCUCGGGAUUUCUCAAGGAGACACUAUUUUGGUUUGUCUACCAAACUCCAUUUGGUACCCGCUGUUAUUUUUGUCUUGCGCAAAAAUCGGUGCAGUUUUGUCAGGAAUAAGCCAUGAGUCGACCGCGGGUGAAAUCAAGUAUAGCUUGAAGCAGAGUGGAGCUAAAUUAGUUUUUACGAAUGAAAAAGUCUCGAAGGAAAACUAUUGGGCACUUUCGGAGAAUUCUGUUGAAGUUCUUCCAGAUUCUGUAAAAACCUACAUAGACAGAAUCACAGGUCAUGAAGAUUUCCGUCCAGAAAACCUAGAUAUUGACUCAAUACUGCUUGCACCGUUUUCCAGUGGGACUACCGGAGCUCCAAAAUGUUGUCUGCUUACUCAUCGAAAUUUUUUGGCUGCCACCUAUUCAUUGAAAAAAUUUCUUUUCGACCAGCUUCUUGCUCAAAGUUCAAUGAAAACGUUAGCAUUUCUACCAUUCCACCAUGCAUCUGGAUUCUGGGCUUUGUUGAUUUGUCUUCUGGAAGGGUGUACUACGUACAUUAUGUCAGAAUUUCAUCCGAUUGUGAUGAUGGACUUAAUUGAAAAGUAUGAGAUUGACACAAUCAAUAUUGUCCCACCAAUUGCCAAUAUUUUUUUGAAAAUGGGAAUUUUGCAAGGAAGAUGUCCGAGUCUAAGAACAAUACUGUGUGGCUCAUCCGGACUUCAAAAAGAUCGUUGUAAGCGUCUACUCUCCAUUUUUCCACAAGUCACUCAUUUCAUUCAAGGAUACGGAAUGACUGAAUUAGUCGUUCUGAGUUGUGUUACCCCAUUUGAUGAUAAUUUCGAACAUUUGGGAUCUUGUGGACAUAUUCUGCCAGGCUUUGAAACAAAGCUUUUUGAACAUCCAACUGGAGAAACUGAACUUUGGUUGAAAUCCGAUGCAAUAAUGAAGGCCUAUAAGAAUGGGACACCAAAUCUCGACGAGGAUGAUUGGCUACAUACCGGGGACAUUGUAACCGAAAAAGGAGGGUUCUUCUAUGUAGUGGACAGAAUGAAGGAUUUGAUCAAAUUGAAUGGCUAUCAAGUGUCACCUACGGAAAUUGAAAAUGUAAUUCUAACCCUACCAAAAGUUGCGGAAGUAGCCGUCGUAGGAAUUGAAGACGAGCUUUGUGGACAGCUCCCAAAAGCCUAUAUUGUACUCGAGAAGAAUGCUGACGAGCUUUUAUUCUUAAAACAUUUGGAGCAUACAAUGAAAGAAAAGUUGUCUGCGGUGAAGCAGUUGCGUGGUGGAGUAUCAAUUAUAAAAGAGAUGCCAAAAUCGUCAAGUGGGAAGAUUCAAAAGAAUAGGCUAAUGUACUAUUGAAAUCACUUAACAAGAAUAUAUAUUUUCGCAUACUAAUAUGAUUACUUAAAAUUAUAAAACAAUCUAAUUAA